This is a messenger RNA of Carica papaya (papaya), 1889 nucleotides long. RefSeq names its product high-affinity K+ transporter 1 (gene HKT1). The record is from RefSeq and is a predicted model, not a curated record. Gene Ontology annotation, molecular function: sodium ion transmembrane transporter activity. Lineage: Eukaryota; Viridiplantae; Streptophyta; Magnoliopsida; Brassicales; Caricaceae. Gene Ontology annotation, biological process: monoatomic cation transport; transmembrane transport. Gene Ontology annotation, cellular component: plasma membrane.
UCCCACUCCUUCCAAAAAGUUAGAGAGAAAACUUCUCCCUUCUCCCUCCAUCUCUCUCUCUCUCUCUCUCUCUCUCUCUCUCUCUCUCCCGCGCACAGACACAGUACUCACAAUUGACAUGGUGCUGAAUACUUUAUAAAUAGAUAGGUGCGGUGAUAUACUUGUCGGCAACCAGAGUGAUAAGCUACCCGGCUUUUCCUUUUCCUUCUCUAAAUUAAUUAGAAUGGUUAUAGGUAACAAAGUAAGUAACUUUUCGAGCUACUCGCGCACUAAAUUUUAUUUUUUAAUCCAGAAAUUGCGUUUGGGUGUCGCAGUCCGUUACAUGGUCUUCCAGCUGAAUCCAUUCUGGGUUCAGCUUGUUUAUUUCAUGGCCAUCUCCUUGAUAGGCUACUUUGUUCUCAAGCUCUCAAAUCCCAGAUCUUCAUCUCCCAGCUGGCCGCCGUCUGAUCUAGAUGUCUUCUUCACCUCCGUCUCUGCUACAACCGUUUCGAGCAUGUCCACCGUGGAAAUGGAAGUUUUCUCCAACUUCCAACUCGUUAUCAUCACUGUUUUGAUGUUUUUGGGCGGGGAAGUCUUCGUGUCCGUUCUUCAAAUUUUAUUUAAACUUGCUUACACCUCCGGCAACUUCCCGCCGGCUGCCGAAAAAAACACUGAUCAGUAUGACAACUACUGCGUUGAGGUGGAUCUGGUCUCUUGUUCUCACCCCAUUCAAAACCAGUUCGAUCAUCAAGCUGCAGAAAACGAUGGUUUAAAGUAUAAUUCUACAAAGUUUCUAGCUUAUAUCGUACUGGGUUAUCUUCUAGCUGUUCAUAUACUCGGUUUCAACUCAGUGUUCAUGUACAUGAGUCUUGUCCCGAGUGCGAGACGCGUGCUCAAAACCAAAAACAUUUCAUUACUCACAUUCUCCGUUUUCGUCAUCGUCUCCACCUUCGCCAACUGCGGAUUCGUUCCAACCAACGAUAACAUGAUUGUUUUCAGGAGCAACUCGGGCCUGCUAUGGCUUCUGAUGCCACAGGUUCUUCUCGGGAACACGCUGUAUCCGGUUAGUCUGCGCGUUGUGAUCUGGGUUUUGGAGAAGAUGAUGAAACGAGUUGAGCUAAGUUAUAUUUUGAGGGAGAUGGAUUACGAAUAUUUGUUAUCUGGGUGGCGGUGUUGUCUUCUAGGGUUGACGAUUGGUGGGUUCGUGUUGGUGCAGCUGAUGGUUUUCUUAGCCAUGGAGUGGAAUUCGCUGGGGCUGGAGGGACUGAGUCCGUAUCAGAAAGUUGUGGCGUCGUUGUUUCAGGUAAUGAACUCGAGACAUGCUGGUGAGUCCAUUGUUGACCUCUCCACCAUUGCUCCAGCUAUCUUGGUGAUCUUCAUUGUCAUGAUGUAUCUUCCACCAUCUACUACAUAUUUGCCAACAUGUGAUUAUAAGAAGAAGAAAAAAGAAGCAACAAACAGUCAAAAUGGAAAGGGGAGAAGUAUAUUAAAGAGUUUGAUGCUUUCAGAACUCUCUUACUUGACCAUUUUCAUCAUCCUUGUCUGCAUUACAGAGAGGGAAAGCAUGAAGGAAGACCCAAUUAAUUUCAGUGUUCUUAAUAUCACUUUAGAAAUCAUAAGCGCAUAUGGAAAUGUUGGAUUCUCAACGGGAUAUAGCUGUGGAAGGCAACUGAAACACGACGAGACAUGCAAAGAUAGAUGGUACGGACUCGUGGGAAGGUGGAGUGAUGGUGGAAAAUUCGUCCUUAUCCUUGUUAUGUUCUUUGGAAGACUUAAGAAAUUCCAUUUCAAUGGCGGUCAAGCCUGGAAAUUAUCUUGAUAUAUGAAAAAUUAAUAAAUUAGUUUUUAGUUAGUUAGGUAGUUAGUUAGUAUUUUGUCUCAACUAAAGUAACAAAUAUAAAAAAUAAUUU